Messenger RNA from Morus notabilis, 1165 nucleotides. RefSeq lists its product as uncharacterized. Bases 86 to 910 code for a protein of 274 amino acids. The record is from RefSeq and is a predicted model, not a curated record. NCBI's taxonomy places the organism in Eukaryota, Viridiplantae, Streptophyta, Magnoliopsida, Rosales, Moraceae. The transcript is spliced from 3 exons.
UUGGACAUACUUUAGAAUAGAAGAUUCUUUGUCACUCGUAUCCUUGUGUUUUCUCGUUUCCGUCGUUUCUAUAAAGUAACAAACAAUGUCGAUGCUUGUUCUGCCAUUCGCCACCAGAUUCUCAAAACUCCUCUUCAACAACUACUACAACAACAAAAAGUCUCUUCUCUCUCCUCCAAUGGCAGCUCAAUCUCAAUCCACUCCAAGCCACCACCAAAACGUCGUCGUCUUAAGGCACGGCGACCGCCUCGACAACAUAGAGAAAGACUGGGUAAAACAAGCCUCGAAGCCCUGGGAUCCACCUCUGCACGAAUCGGGCCUGACCCGGGCAUUCAACACGGGUCGGACGCUCCGAAACGGCAACGGAUUCCCGAUCCACCGAGUCCUCGUCUCCCCGUUCCUCCGGUGCGUCCAGACCGCCGUCGGCGUAAUCUCCGGCAUCUCCGCCGGUGCGGAGACCGAUCUGAAGGUCUCGAUCGAGUACGGAUUGUGCGAGAUGCUCAACGGCAUAGCCAUUCGUUCUGCUCCGAAAGAUUGGGAAUUCGUCAUCGAUGUCGCGGACCUCGAGGCGAGGUUCCCUUCUGGAACUGUGGAUCGCUCGGUUGAACCGGUUUACAAAGAGUUGCCGAAGUGUCCAGAGGAAGUGGACGGAGCGAGGGAAAGAUACAACCAAGUAUUUAAGGCUCUUGCGGAUAAAUACCCCAAUGAAAAUCUACUUCUCGUCACUCAUGGGGAAGGAGUUGGGGUUGCGGUUUCUGACUUCAUGAAGGAGAAUGUUACUGUGUACGGUGUUGAUUAUUGUGCGUAUGUAGUGCUGAAAAGACCAGUCGUUUAUGGAGAGCCGAAUUCGACUUCUUUCGUAGACUUCGAGGUUCAAACACAUGAAGGAAUAAUGUUCAUGAACUCGUGAUGGAUAGUUUCCAAACUUUUAACGUUGCUUGCUCUCCUUUUCAGCACUUGAGCGAUUGAUGUCGAUGACCAGAGAUUCAUUUUCCGAGGAUAGUUCAUCUGACCAAUAAUUUUCAUCAGCACCGGUUUUUUUUUUUUUUUUUUUCUCGUAUUGUAUGAUCGGCGACUAUAUCCUUUGUGGGGUUUUGACUAAGAAAACAGAAAAUGGAAUGUCAAAAAGAAAAUAAAAGAAAGGAAAAAGAAGCUUUUUUGUGUU